CGUUCUCUUCAGUCUUCUCUAUGAUUUGCCGCUGCAACUUUUAGCUUUCAGUGCGCUCAAGCAGCUUCUUGUUAGUGGUUGUUGUUUGUCUUUUCUCUUCAGUUAUAUCUAUCAAAACAGGAAACAAUGACAUGAACACGUGGUUUAAUGAAUUUCGUUUUUACUUAUCUAUAAAGUUACUUGAGUUAUUGACAAGUUCUUACUUCUAUUCUUUACAAUUUUUUUUUUCGUUCAUCGAACAAAAAUGAUGACUUUUCGACACAAUUAUAGUGAAACAAGUGAUUGAAAUCUCAAACUGUUUUCCCGAUCAAGCCGAUAUUUCUUUAUCACGAUUGAAAUAUACGGUACUAGAAGCUAAGCGUUGGUGGUGUUGUGAAAAAUUAACUCAAGUGACACAUAGUCUAGCGAAGGAUCGACAAUCUCUCAUGGGAGUUAAGGCAAAAAAGAAACACUAGAGAUGAUGCAGAGUUGCUUGACCGCCCGGUGUAUUUUAUGGGCUUCGAGGACACAUCAGCUUCAACUCCUGUGGGAUGCAAUAAUCACUCAUAGUUAUAAAGUUCUGCACAAUAAGAUGUGGAAUUCUGAUAUUUAAUAUUGUGGAAUGACCGUUCGAUAAUUAAACUAAUUGACUCAUCGACUGCAGUUGGCAUUACAUAAAGUAUAACAGCAAAAGCAGUUCAUUUCAACAACCAAAGGUGAUGUUAAAAUAAAAUUACAUCACCAUUUUAAGCAUUAAUAAAUGUUGAAACCUGAGAAAAAUAAACUCAAAAGCUUUUCAACUGGUGAAAGAGGAAAAUUGUAACGAGGAUUUCAGUGAAAAAUACCACCGAUAAAAUACCAAUUUAAUCCAAGUGUAUAAAAUCUGAAUUUAGUAGACACGUGAGCGUUAGUGUAGGAAGAAGAAGAUGGAAAUGAGAAACACGUUGUGUUUGUGAAAUUGCCAGUGUGAACUCUAGAGAAAUGGCGACAAAGGGAUUACAGGUGAUAGAUGACAAACAAAUACCAGGGACUUUAUAUUUAAAUAACAAGCGAUGGUCGUGGAGGUGAAAGCAUUUUGUGUUAGAAAAUAUGUAAAGACAUUAACAGGUUAAAGACUACAUUGGAUAAUGUUACUGAUGUUAACAAGGUUAAUUAAUCACAUUAUCAUUUUUACGACAACGAUAUUGAAGUUUAGAUGAAGCAUUUUGAAGUUAAUUGGAUAAAUAAACAUUUAUGUGAUAUAUAUAUAUGAAAUAAUGCCGGGUAUCGUGGUAUUUAGACGACGAUGGAGCGUCGGAAGUGACGACCUAGUGGUCCCUGGAGCAUUUCUCUCUAUCGUCCAUAUUAUUUGGAUAACAGUCCUAGGAGUAAUCUUGGGCAUAAUCUCCUGGGAUACAAGUGUUACUUGUGUACUCUUGCUUUGGGAAUAUGUUUUGGCUUAUCUUACCAUUUUUAUCGUAUCUCUGGUGGUUGAAAUCGGAAUAUGCAUUCUAUCUACACGUGGAGGUAUUCUUGAUAUUGAUGCACGAGAUCCUAUUCAGAAUCUUUUAUACAUUAAAUUGGUUUUAUUGCUGGUGGAAGCAGGGUGGCUUUGUGUAGGAGUUACAUGGCUUAAGUUUUACUAUGAAAGUUGUCCUGCAGUUGACCAAGCAAAAGAUGUUAUGUUAGGACUUGUCAUAUCAAACUGGUGCAUUUUGGCAUCAGUAACAAUAACAGUAUGGUGUACUUACGAUGUAGCUGGUAGAUCAUGGGUUAAAAUGAAGAAUUAUCAGAGAAGCAUGAGAGAAGCUGAAACGCGAACUGGUAGAAUGCACUAUAAACGCAGUGGCAGCCGUAAUAGAAACUGGAGACAUCGAAAAGUCAUUCGUGCUUAUCAAGACAGUUGGGACACCAGGUGUAGAUUGCUCUUUUGUUGUAUGGGGAAUUCUGAUAGAAAUCGGAAUUCAUUUGCAGAAAUAGCAAGGCUCCUUAGUGAUUUUUUUCGUGACUUAGACGUUGUUCCGUCAGACGUAGUAGCAGGCCUUGUAUUGUUACGAAAGUUUCAAAAAGUUGAGAGAGAGCUUAUAGUAAAGCAGCGGAAAAAUGAUACAUAUGAAUUUCUGUCUGGUGUACCGAUAACACCAAGAACGAAAUUUUUGUCACUGACAGAAGAUGGAGAUUUGGCGCAUUUUCAAGCAGCCAUUCAUUAUAUGCAUUUUGCCUUAGCAGCUUACGGUUGGCCACUUUUCCUCAUUAACCAAACAACCGGUCUUUGUCAACUAUGCACGAGGCUAAGGUGCUACUGUUUUCCAUGUGUCAAGAAUGAUGAAGAUGUGAUAGUUGUUGAAGACAAUUGUUGUCAAUGUAAUUACGCGGCUCUCAAACGAAUGGUUGAUGUAGGUGAAGUGGAGGUGGUUUAUGCAACAUUCCAUGUGGAUGUAGGAGAAACUCCAUUUUUUGUAGCGAUAGAUUAUACUAGACAAAAGGUUGUCAUCAGUAUACGUGGGACUUUAAGUAUGAAGGACGUUUUGACAGAUUUAAAUGCAGAAGCUGAAGUUUUACCUUUGACACCACCACGUGAAGACUGGCUAGGGCAUAAGGGCAUGGUACAAGCGGCGGAAUAUAUACGUAAGAAAAUAUCUGACGAAGGAAUUAUCUCUAGAGCGUUUAAUAAGAAUCCUGAAAGAGGUACAAAUCACUUUGGAUUGGCACUAGUAGGGCAUUCAUUGGGUGCUGGCACAGCUUCAAUUCUUGCAAUCCUUAUGAGGCAGGAGUAUCCAGAUCUUGUGUGUUUUUCUUAUGCUCCACCGGGUGGUCUCCUCAGCAUGCCAGCACAGCAAUAUACACAGGAAUUCAUUACAUCAGUUGUUGUUGGUAAAGACGUAGUACCAAGGAUAGGAUUGAGACAAAUGGAAAGUUUACGAGCGGAUUUAAUAAAUGCCAUUAAGAGAAGCGUGGAUCCGAAGUGGAAAACUAUCGCGUGCUCUAUUAUGUGCUGUGGAUGUAGCUCAAUACCUACGUCUGCUGCCAUUUUAGAAGCUGGUGGGUGUAUAACUGAUUAUCAAAGAGACAAAGAUCAAGCAAGAGCACAAACUAUUGUACCUAGUGACUCUAGUAUUGCCCUUACGCUACAUACUCCUCUAUAUCCUCCUGGAAGAAUUAUUCAUGUUGUUCGACAUCAUCCUAAUAAGGGAGAGAAAAAAUAUGAAUCCCGAUGGAGACAAUUACUCCAAAAAAGAGAACCAGUAUAUCAAGCAUUAUGGGCAGGUCCUGAGGAUUUCGAUGAAGUUCUCAUAAGUCCUGUGAUGAUUCAGGAUCAUAUGCCUGAUAACAUGCUCAAAGCUCUGAAUAAGGUUGUAACAACUCUGGGACCAGCGAAGCCACAACGAUUGACGUCUGGUCAUGCGUCAUCGGCAGAGGCUUCUGAAGUUCGUGAUCCAACCGAAAUCCAGGAGUUGGAGAUCGAGCAAGAGAUGAGGGCUCUCCUGCCUACAGCCAGUCCAUGCAAGUCACGUUCGUUAACUAUUGGCACUCCGCCACACAGACUGUGUCUCGAGACGAGCUUUACUUCUCUUCAAAGUCCAAUGGAAUUGCCACAGACUGGGCGCGAGUUGAGCGUCGAUUCCAGGGGAUUGCCUUGGGAGUACGUCAGCCUUGCGAGCGAGUUGAUAACUACACCCAGGCACGACGACCAAAAAUUAUUCAACCAUCCACUCAACUGGGAGUACACUCAGCGAAUUGCUCCUCUAGCUACUCCAGAAACUAUGUCAGAAGCAAGUAAUCCACCAUCGCCACUUCCACCAACUAGGCCAAUUAGACGCACACCGAAAAUUCCAGGAAAUCUGUCAACUGCUGCAGAUGAUCUCAAAAGUAAUCUUCACUUUGCAAUGCUGGCAGCUAAAAGUUACCGAGUACGUGAUGAGAUUACCGGUGGAAGUAAUAGCAGCAGUGGAAAUAGUGAAGCUAGCUAUGAUACUGCGAGGAGUCAAAGACCAGGUGGGCUUCCACCACCACCAGUUCCACGACGUAGAGAUUCUGUUAUUAUUAGAAGGGAACAUACCGUGUGUACUGCUGCUUGUUGUAGAGAUGACCUUUCCGAAAACUCUACCCCAUCCUCAGUCCAUUCUACUAGAAUAACUCACAGUAGUCAUCGUGUACAAAUUGACUUUCCUAAUGAAGAAAAUGAUACUAAUGGAUCCAGUAUAGAUCUCUGCGAAGCCAAAGGUUCACUGAGUCAACGAGAUAGCAAUGAUGUGUUCUUGAGUGUAAGAAGUUCUCCCGAGUAUAAAGGGCUCAUGGCACCAGCAUGUAAUCUAGGAAGUGAAUGGAAAAAACCCUUUGAACCCGGCAUUGGAGGAACAUCAGUAGAUACAUCUUUACCGCUUCUUCGCGGCCUUUCACCAACUCCUAGUCAUAUUCAACACACAUCGCCAUUUUUCAACGCAAAAAGAAAGAAAUAUGUGUAUCCAAUAACAUUAGUUGGUCGAGGUGAAAGUAGUGUUUGAGCUGUGCUCUAAAAAAAAUUGAUAAGGUAAAGGGAUUAAUUAAAAUAAUUGCCAUGGGACCACAUUAUAAUUGAAAUGGAAAUUUUUCCGAUGGACAAAAGAGGCCUUAGCUUGCAGCUUAUGCCUAUACCCGUGGCUUC
This is a messenger RNA of Chelonus insularis, 4603 nucleotides long. It is a transcript of the gene inaE, whose product is annotated as inactivation no afterpotential E. Gene Ontology annotation, cellular component: cytoplasm; dendrite membrane; postsynaptic membrane. Gene Ontology annotation, biological process: arachidonate metabolic process; diacylglycerol catabolic process. The transcript has 18 exons. The record is from RefSeq and is a predicted model, not a curated record. Bases 1236 to 4463 code for a protein of 1075 amino acids. Gene Ontology annotation, molecular function: lipoprotein lipase activity. NCBI's taxonomy places the organism in Eukaryota, Metazoa, Arthropoda, Insecta, Hymenoptera, Braconidae.